GGAACUUUUUUUUCGAGUUGCAUUGCAACCAUUUUCGCAUUUAUGAAAAACGACAAGAUGCCUGGAAUUAAGCGCAAGUCUGCGACAAGCUCGGACGCAAAGUCAAAGGUCAAGAAGCCGAAGACCGACAGCUCUUCGAGUAAACGUCCCGCGAAACAAGAAGAUGCUCGCCCGAAGUCCUCUAAGAAAUCGAAAGUAGAGGAGGAUUCCGACGAUCUCAUUGAGUCCGAUACCAGCGAGGACCAGAAUGGAUUCUACGGUUUCGCUGCAAACGAAGAGGCGGAAGCAGGCAACUCUGAAGAUGUGGAUAUGGAUAGUCCGGAUGCAGAGAGUGGACCUGUGAAGACAGAUAACAAGAAGGCCAAAGACAAGAAGAAUUGGUCGAAGGACGGCGGCGAUUGGAAGUCUGCCUCGGCUGCCAUGAAUACCACCACCUCUCGCGAAGCCCAUGCGAAACAAAAGGCUCUAGCCAAAGAGCGAAAAGCUGGAAAAGCCAACGCCGAGAUCAUUGAGCAAGGAAAGGAGCUAUGGGAGAAAUUACGUCUGAAAUCCCAUGUAAAGAAGGAAGAGAGACACCAGCUUUUGACACAGUUGUUUGAGCUGGUAACGGGAAGAGUCAAAGACCUUGUCUUCAGACACGAUUCAGUCAGAGUGAUUCAGUGUGCUAUCAAGUACUCGACCAUCGAACAGCGAAGGUCCAUUGCGCGCGAACUGAAGGGAGAAUUCAGGCCGUUGGCUGAAGGCAAAUAUUCCAAGUUUCUGAUUGCUAAACUAUUGGAGAAAGGAGACCCUGAAGUUCGAGAUCUGAUCGUUUCCGAACUCUAUGGCCACGUUCGACGUUUAAUGAACCACCCAGAGGCUGCAUGGAUCCUUGAUGAUACCUACAGACAGGUAGCGACACCGGAACAGAAACGAAGGCUUCUCCGCGAAUGGUACGGCCCCGAAUUUGCAAUCAAGGCAAUCCAGGCCGAUGGUCCUGAUACAGCCGAUCUUGCAGCGAUCCUUGAGGCAUCACCUGAGAAACGCAAGCCUAUCAUGGAAUACCUUGAGAUUCAGAUCAAUCAAAUCAUACAGAAGAAGCUCACCGGCUUUACGAUGCUCCACGACGCAAUGUUACAGUACUUUUUGGCAUGCACCCCAGGUAGCAGCGAGGCCAAUGCUUUCUUGGAGCACCUCAGACCUGACGCUACAAUUAAGGAGGGCGAGGAGGCGGAUAACGUCGAUCUAUUGAAGAACCUUGCCUUUACCAAAUCUGGCUCACGACUUGUCUCUCUUGCACUCGCUCAUGGUUCCGCCAAAGAUCGCAAACUGUUCCUCAGGCCUUAUAAGGAUACCGUAGAGAUGAUGGCAUUCGAUGCUAAUGCCCACUACGUUCUUCUAGCAGCUUUGGCGGUCGUGGAUGAUACCAAGUUGACAUCUAAAUCCAUCUUUGGCGAGCUUCUUCCAAGCAAUGAGACGCUCUCUGAGAAGGUCUUGGCCCUCAGCAGCGACGCUCGCGCCCGAGUAGUCCUACUUUAUCCCUUCGCAGCUGAUGCGAAAUGGCUUAUUGACGAAACGACACGCGAGCGCCUCGCGGAGAUCUACGCCAUCCGAUCCUCGACAUCGAAGAAGGAUCCUAACACCAGGCUCCAGGAAGUUGCGAAGUCUAUCGAGCCUCAAUUACUCUCAUCGAUUGCGGCUCGCGCAGGUGAUUUCACUUCUUCCCGCAAUGGACUACAGAUGCUUGGAGAGGUUCUCGUAGGCGCGCCUGGCGUCGAGGCCCAGAAGCGAAAGGAGGCCCUGUCCCAAGUGGCUGAACUCUCUCAACAAAUUCUGGAUGAGCCGACUAUUGCGUCCUAUGGCGUAAAUAUGCUUAAGACUCUGGUGCACGGCGGGAAGUUCGAUCCCGAACUGAAGAAGGUCGUGCCUGUCGAGCCUGCCAUUGGAUACGCAGAUAUGUUCUGGGAUCACAUCAAAUCCGAUGUUAUCAGCUGGGCAACUGGACAAGGCUCUUUUGUCAUUGUUGCGCUGGUGGAGGCCGAGCAGUUCGAGAGGAAGGAUGAGGUGUUGAAGGCGUUGAAGAAGGACAAAAAGGCAUUGGAGGCUGCAGCAGCGACCACCGAGUCGAGUAAGACGAAGAAGAAGGGAGACAAGGCGCAGGGCAAAGGAAACGCUGGCGCAAGGAUCCUGCUCCAAAAGCUUUAGAGGCAUGUUUUAUAAAUGUUUUAUUGCAUAUAGCGAAAUUUGAAGUGUGCAUGUAAAUACCAUGCCAUGG
Molecule: messenger RNA, 2254 nt
Organism: Aaosphaeria arxii CBS 175.79
Lineage: Eukaryota; Fungi; Ascomycota; Dothideomycetes; Pleosporales
Product: ARM repeat-containing protein
Exons: 3
Coding region: 43-2184 (713 amino acids)
Biological process (GO): regulation of translation
Cellular component (GO): nucleolus
Molecular function (GO): mRNA binding
Source: RefSeq, a predicted model, not a curated record